GCUGUUAGCGCUUGCAUUUGUGUUGCCGAGCACAAAUUGAGUUUUGCAACAAACUAAAAUGGUUUUAACAAAGGAAGAGGAGGCAUUUAUUCGCCGCAAGCACGAACAGACGCUUAAGCUGCGCAACGAAUACCAGAAGCAGAGCUCGAAUCCUUUUCGCCAUGCCACCGGCGAGGGCGGCACUGUGUUCGAUGCUGGUCUAGCUCGCUUCCAGGCCAUGCGUGUGUCUAACUACGAACACUUCCGUCCCACUGGACACUCGUUCCGCGUGGGCAUGUUGGCCGUCGUGCUCCCAAUUGCCAUUUACGCCUGGGCGCUGAAAAGCGAACGCGACGGACGCGAACAAAAAUACCGCACGGGUCAAGUUGCCUAUAAGGAUCGCCAAUUCAAGUUCAUCUAAAACGAUCAUUCUUUUGCAGAAUAUAUAUAUAUAUAUAUAUGUUUCACUACGAAAUUAAAUGGAAUAUGUUAACGUACAAUUUGCAUGUGUAUAAUUAUAGUUACAGAUAUUUAUAUUA
Messenger RNA from Drosophila grimshawi, 518 nucleotides. RefSeq lists its product as uncharacterized. The record is from RefSeq and is a predicted model, not a curated record. Gene Ontology annotation, cellular component: mitochondrion. Lineage: Eukaryota; Metazoa; Arthropoda; Insecta; Diptera; Drosophilidae. The transcript is spliced from 2 exons. The coding region runs from base 59 to 400 and encodes 113 amino acids.